This is a messenger RNA of Thlaspi arvense, 846 nucleotides long. The record is from the annotation of a GenBank genome assembly. NCBI's taxonomy places the organism in Eukaryota, Viridiplantae, Streptophyta, Magnoliopsida, Brassicales, Brassicaceae.
AUGGAGUUUGUUAUUGAAGAAGGGAAGCGAGUGCAUGAAGAAUGCUCGACUUUGAUUCUCCCAGCAUUGUCAAUUGGGAAUGUAGGGCAGCUAGCUGUUGAUCUUCUGGUGUCAUCUACUGGUGCGGAGAGAGUUGGUUAUCUCGACGACCCAAAUCUGCUUCCUUGUGUUGGGAAUGACGCCUAUGGCUCUCUUCCUUGUGGCGAAAUCGCUCUUCCUCUCGAGGUUUAUGAGUCAUCUUCAACUGCUACUACUCUUGCCCAGCAAAGGUCUCCAGUUGCAAAGGGAAUGAUGAUUAAAUUUGCGGAGAAUAUAGCCGAAUUUGCUGCGUCGAGUGGAAAGAAGCAUGUUAUUGUGCUUUCGAGUUUAGACUUCCAAAGGCUGCAUAACUUGGAUAUGUCAAGAGGCCCACUGGUGUAUUAUCUGUCCAAUGCCGAAUCUGGUGGAAGAGACGAUCACUGUGAAAGGCUCGGGUUUGGAAGAUUGAACGAGUAUGAUGCAGAAGGAAGAUGUUGGAAGUAUCUUAGCUCCGUCUUUGAAGAGAACAGUAAAGAAGAGCUGACUUUCCCUUCAGAAGAUGAGCUGGAAGACAUAGACUACUACCCAAGCUUGCCAUUUGCAGCUCUUUUCUCAGCUUUUAAGGCAAGAGGCUUGAAAGUGACAUGCCUCCUAUGCUACUGUUCUGAAGGAGACAACAUCCCUGAUGCAUUUCUUCUUGCAGAGGCUGCAUCUAAGCUUACGGGUCUGAGUCCUGACAAGUUCCACGGAGAAGAAGGUGGGAAAUGGCAGGUACCAUAUUCAUGGAAGAGUAUGUAUGGAGCUCCUCCAGAUAUGUCCAUGUUUUAA